CAGAACGGAGACUGAAGGGGUGGGGCCGCGGCCGAUCGGUGCGAGCUCUGUGGGGCCGGACUGGGCACCAGUCGGGCCCUUUAAGGGCCGCUCCCGAGGAGGUGCCAAGCCCUAGUGACUCCAAUCUCUUCUUCCUGGUCCUGCGAAGGCAGGGACUGACCGUAGGGCUGUGGGAGGGGUCGUGCCGGGCUUUCGUCCAGGUGACUCGGGCCUGGCCUUAUGGCUCUGGUCACAGUGAGUCGCUCGCCGCCGGCUAGUGGCCACUCCUCGCCUGUGGGACCCACGCAGGACCGAGUGGUCAGGCGUAGAGGCUGGCUCCAGCGCAGGCAGAGUUUUGCAGUGCUCCGAGGAGCUGUCCUGGGACUUCAGGAUGGAGGAGAUGGUAAUGAUUCGGCUGAGGCAGACUCUGAGCCAAUGGAGGAACCCUUGUGUGAGAAGCAGCCCACUGAGGACCAGACCGACAAUGGGCAAGAAUUCCAGAGUCCCUGGAAACAAGUGCAAAGGCAGCACCUGCACCUCAUGGUGGAGCUGCUGAGGCCACAGGAUGACAUCCGCCUGGCAGCCCAGCUGGAGGCAGCCCGGCCUCCACGACUCCGUUACCUGCUGGUAGUGUCCACUGGAGAGUGUCUGAGUCAGGAGACCAUCCUUCUGGGAGUGGACUUUCCUGACAGCAGUUCCCACAGCUGCACCCUGGGCCUGGUCUUGCCCCUCUGGAGUGACGCCCAGGUGUACCUGGAUGGCGAUGGGGGCUUCAGUGUGACAUCUGGUGGUCAGAGCCGAAUCUUCAAGCCAGUCUCCAUCCAGACCAUGUGGGCCACACUGCAGGUAUUGCACCAGGCAUGUGAGGCAGCUCUAGGCAGCGGCCUUGUGCCUGGUGGCAGUGCCCUUGUCUGGGCCACGCACUACAUGGAGAAAGUGAACUCUGACCAGGGUUGCCUCAAUGAGUGGAUGGCCAUGUCUGACCUGGAGUCCCUGCGACCACCUAUUGCUGAGCCUGGACAGGCCUCGGAACAAGAGCAGAUGGAGCAGGCGAUCCUGGCUGAGCUGUGGCAGGUGUUGGACACCAGUGACCUAGAGAGUGUUACUUCCAAAGAGAUCCGCCAGGCCCUGGAGCUGCGUCUGGGAUGCCCUCUUCAGCAGUACCGUGACUUUAUUGACAACCAGAUGUUGCUGCUUAUGGCCCAGCAAGACCGAGCCUCCCGCAUCUUCCCCCACCUCUACUUGGGCUCUGAGUGGAAUGCUGCCAAUCUGGAGGAACUUCAGAGAAACAGUCCUGGGGAUGCUGCACUCACUUGUGUCAAAGGCCUCAACAGCAUGGCCAUUUGCCCCACUAAGCACACACAAUGGUGCAGAGAUGAGGUCUCUAAGACAAGGGGUGCUGGUGGGCACUUGCCAAGCAGAAGAGGUUCCUGCCAGCCUGGCCACCUCUUCAGGGUUAGCCACAUCCUGAACAUGGCCCGGGAGAUUGACAACUUCUUCCCUGAGCGCUUCACCUAUCACAACGUGCGUGUCUGGGACGAGGAAUCAGCACAGCUGCUGCCCCACUGGAAGGAGACACACCGCUUCAUUGAGCGUGCCAGAGCACAGGGCACUCGGGUGCUAGUCCACUGUAAGAUGGGUGUCAGCCGUUCUGCUGCCACGGUGCUGGCCUAUGCCAUGAAACAGUAUGGCUGGGGUCUGGAGCAAGCCCUGAUCCAUGUGCAGGAGCUCCGGCCCAUCGUGCGCCCCAACCCUGGCUUCCUGCGCCAGCUACAGACCUACCAGGGCAUUCUGACUGCCAGCCGGCAGAGCCAUGUCUGGGAGCAGAAAGUGGGUGUGGUCUCCCCAGAGGAGCCCCUGGCACCUGAAGUUUCUACACCAUUGCCACCUCUUCCACCAGAACCAGGAGGCAGUGGGGAGGUGAUGGUUAUAGGUUCCAAGGAAAGCCAGGAAGCCCCCAAAGAAGAGCUUGGGCUGAGGCCCCGCAUCAACCUCCGAGGAGUCAUGCGCUCCAUCAGUCUCCUAGAGCCCUCCUCGGAGCCAGAGAGAACCCCAGAGGCUGGAGACCUGCCAGAGGUUUUCUCUUCCCAUGAAUCUUCAGAUGAAGAGCCUCUUCAUCCCUUCCCUCAGAUUUCAACAGCCAAAGGUGGUCACAGCCAAAGGGCCCACAGGGGGCCUUGGCCUGCCCUGAAGUCUCGCCAGUCUGUGGUUGCCCUUCAUAGUGCUGCCCUGGUGGCUAGCAGGACCCGGGCCUUCCAGGAGCAGGGACAAGAGCAAGAGCAGCGGGAGGCUGGUAUGCCUUCUACACCUAGGCUCCGGAAAGUGGUGAGGCAGGCCAGUGUAGACGACAGCAGAGAGGAGGGUGGGGCCUAAGCCUUUAUACUCUGUCCCGCUAGACACUAAACAGACUGGUCACAGCUCCUCAGAUGAGCACCUUUGCACCUCUGGGCCUGCACACUCCAUAUAGCUAGCUCCUCCCCAGCAGUCCCUAGACCUUUGUCAUUUCCUGCAGCCUUAGGUCUCAGGUAGCUCAUGUCUUCCUGUCAAGGGCUCAAGACUUUUUCUACAUAGGGUAUAUGAGUAGAACCAUUAAUGGUGCCUUAAAGGGUAAUAACACCCUAGUUUCAUUAUGGAAUUAAAUUGUUAGGGCAGGUUUUCUGGUUCAUGUCCCCCUUGCCCUCAACUUUUGGCCAUCCUGUCCCAUUCCUCCCACCUCUCCUCCUGAAGUCCUACAGGCAGCUAGGCCAAGGGUCCAGGGACCACAAAGGUAGAUAGCACUUUCAGUCCCCAGCCCCAUAGGCUCUGAGGGGGCUCAGAGUUCACCCUUCACACAACUGAUCAGAAUCUCUGCUGCUGCUGAGUUCUCCCAUGGCCCUCACAGGGUCUCAGGGCACUGGGCUAAAGAGAGUCUUCUUGUUUUUGAAGAUCUCUGGCCAGUCAAGUUUUUCAUAGUCGUGUAGUAUCUGGCUUUGUACUGAGAAAUAAAAGACAUUUUCAUAUUAA
Cricetulus griseus (Chinese hamster) is the source of this 2982-nucleotide messenger RNA. Lineage: Eukaryota; Metazoa; Chordata; Mammalia; Rodentia; Cricetidae. The record is from RefSeq and is a predicted model, not a curated record.